CCAUUCAAAGAUGCCCUGCCUGAAUUCAACCAAACCCCUCUCCCUCUCUUUCUGUAUCUCUCCCAAGGUAACCCAUCUCUCCCUCAGAAACCCACAUGGAGUUUCACCACAGAAAGCUGUUUUCAGAAUCGGACAACACAACGGAGGAGUGCCGGUGGUACUGUGAUUCUAAGUCGAACGACUCAGGUAUUUGUCCACCGUCAUGUUGUUCAGAAUGUCCUUUGGUUUGCCCCUCCUCGUCCACUUCUACCCGCUCUUCCCCAGGAAAAGCUGACAAGCUCUCCCCCUACUUGGUCAUCUGUCUCUCCGUGCUCGCCACCACUUUCUUUGUUGUCUGCCUCUAUGUUUUCUACAAGAAGUACUAUUCACGGCGGCGCCUUUCUAGGAGGAGAAAUUCACAGGCGCCGGCGGAGGGAGCUCAUGAUGAUUUCAUUGAUGAAGAUCAGGAACCUGUGGUGGAUCACCCCAUCUGGUACAUCCGCACAGUUGGCCUCCAGCCAUCAGUCAUCAGUGCUAUAACCAUCUGUAAGUACAAGAGAGGUGACGGCCUUGUUGAAGGUACUGAAUGCUCUGUUUGCUUGACUGAGUUUGAAGAAGACGAGGCCGUUCGCCUUCUUCCUAAGUGUAACCACGCUUUUCACAUCCCUUGUAUUGAUACUUGGCUUAGCUCCCACACAAAUUGUCCUAUGUGCCGUGCGGGUAUCGUUUCUAGCACGGCGGGAGCUCCAUCUCCCGAGCAGAGUGUUGAGAAUUCAGGUCCUUUGGAGGAAGCCCGGGUGGAAAUUCCUGAGAAUGGCGGCCAGUUUGAAGAAAUAGAAGAUGAGGUUUGUGAAUUGAGGAUUGGGAGAGAGGAAGAAGGCGAAUUAGGGGAGGUGGAGAAUGAAAGAAGUAGCUGUGAGGUCGCAAAGGAGGAGGUGGAUGAGAUACAGCCAAUGAGAAGAUCAGUUUCCAUGGAUUCUCUGUCAGCUUCUAUGAUCAGUCUUGCUCUUGCUAAUGUUCAUCCCCAAAAAAGCAAUGGAAAUUCAGACUCACAAUUAGCAAAUUCGAAGAAAUCUAUUAUGCCUAUUGUUCCUAAGAGAGUUGGUGGAAACCAGAGCCUAGUGAAAUUAAUGGAGAGUUCUUCUAUGGGGAGGAUUCUGCAAAGUGGGUCUACCUCUAUGAAGAGAUCAUUCUCCUGCAGUGGGAAGCUCUUUCUAUUGAGGCAUAAUCGGAGACGGAGCUCGGUUCUUCCUUUGUAAAGUUUUGAUCUUACCCUGGUAUGUAUUUUCAGGCGAGACAUCAGAAGAAACAAAGAUGUCUCGUGAACUCUCAACAAGCUGAGAGUUUGAAACUUAUCACAGGCAUAUACAAGAGAACUAUACAAUAAGACAAGAAAUGAGGCUCAUGAGGCUGAUCCAAAAGGGGGGAAACCAGCUCAGAAGGGAUAAUUUUCUUGGUACUUUUUCAAGCUUUUUGAAUUUGAUGUGGUUUUGUACCACAAAAACAUCCACAUGAAACAUAUAUAAAUAUUAGUCAUGUUACAUUUUGAGUUUCUAAUAUGAGUGAAUCACGAGCAAAUGUAAAUGGGUUAUGGAAAUUUACUCUUCCUAUGUUCAGUAUGCUUUCUCUGUUUUGGGAUUGCUUGAAAUUUGAUAGCAGGGUCAUUUUUCUCA
Messenger RNA from Vitis riparia (riverbank grape), 1652 nucleotides. RefSeq names its product RING-H2 finger protein ATL54-like. The record is from RefSeq and is a predicted model, not a curated record. Gene Ontology annotation, biological process: protein ubiquitination. Lineage: Eukaryota; Viridiplantae; Streptophyta; Magnoliopsida; Vitales; Vitaceae. Gene Ontology annotation, molecular function: transferase activity. The coding region runs from base 96 to 1238 and encodes 380 amino acids. The transcript has a single exon.